AUGGGACCUGAACUCAAGAGACAUCGGGCGAAUCAUUGUUAUCGAAUCAAUAUUUAUGCGAUUGCACCAACCCAUCCACUGGGUAUUAAGCCUUCUGGAAAUGCACUUCUCUCAGCUGUUUCCAAUGAGGAAGAAAUAAACCGAAAACUAUUGGGUGAUCUGGCGCGCUUCCCCGAAGACUUACUGGUGGAGUUGUUGUCAUAUAUCACAGAUCCCCAGGACUUGAAAAAUCUAGGACACUGCUCUAGAAUAUUAUACGCAUACACUUAUGGUGAGGACCACUGGAGAAAUUUGUAUCUAAAAGAAUAUGAGCGUCUUGAAAAAUUGAGGAAAAGUAGUGAAAUAGUACCUUUUGGUAGCCAGAAAUGGAGAGGUUCUUGGCGAAAAUCAGUCCUAGCGUUAGAUAAUGAAGCUCUCGUUCAGGCAAAUUCUCUGAUCUUCUCCGAUCUGUUGUACAGACCUUAUCAGUGUUCUAAUAUCGAUUACACGAGUUUGUUCAAAAGAAUUAUAGAUUACGAAAGAAGAUCUAGCGAGAUGUGCCUUACAUUAAAUACAGAGUUCGGAGUUGAGCGUUUCCGUGAAGGAUCUUUAUCACUGGACGACUUCCAAAGCAAAUAUAUCAAUAAACCAUUCAUACUUCAAGCGGAAGCUGGUAGCAACAGAUGGCCUAAAUGGGGGUUUGAUGAAUUACUUAAUAUGUUCCCAGAGGAAAGCUUUCGACAGGAAGCUGUCCAGUGGAACCUAUCAAAAUACCUCGAGUACGCAAAAAAUAAUCGGGAUGAAUCACCUUUAUAUCUCUUUGAUUGUAAGGGAGAUCCAAUGAAAAAGCUAUCUCAGGAAUACGAAGCGCCAGCGAUAUUCAAAGAUGAUGCAUUCAAAUUAUUUCAAAGCGGCGAGGUUCAGUGCCGCCCAGACCAUCGAUGGCUUAUCGCUGGUCCAGGUCGUAGCGGAUCAACUUUUCACAAAGAUCCUAAUCACACAUCGGCUUGGAAUGCGGUGCUGACUGGAAUGAAGUUAUGGGUGAUGUUACCGCCCGAUGUUCAAGUGCCAGGCGUAAGCACCGAUAAGGAAGAAGAAGAAGUCACUGCGCCUAUUGGAACCUCAGAAUGGAUACUGUCCGGAUUCUAUAAUGAUGCGGUUAAAUUGGCUGAGCUGGGAAAAUGCAUGAUAACAGUUACUUUUCCUGGUGAAUGCAUUUAUGUGCCCUCCGGCUGGUGGCAUUCUGUAAUAAAUUUAACAGAUUGUGUUGCCAUAACAGAGAAUUUUGUACCAGAGCCUCUUCUUGUUAAAGUUUUGAGUUUCUUGAAAGACAAGCCAACGCAGAUUUCCGGUUUUCACUUGAAGGAUUUAGGAAGAUCGGUAGAUGCAUUCCUGAGAAAUCUGCAAACGGAAGAAGCUUCUUCAGAUACAGUCAAUCAUAUAUCAAGCUUGAAAGAAUUCGUACAAGCUAGUAAAGAACAUGAGUUCGACAAUGAGGACUGUGGUGUGAAAUGCGAGUCUGAAGUGUACGUUCCGGUCUACGAAUUUUUUGUCGAACUCCUGAAGAGAUCCAAGCAUAAAGAAGCCGCCGAAAUGGCUUUGGAAGAACUAAAAAAGUUAGAUCAAAUGAAGCAUUCCGAGAGAGUGAGGGACUCAGAUAUGUGGAAUGAACUAAAAAAAGGAAGCAGUGAGUCUUUCUCUUUCAGUUUUGACCUUGAGUGA
Messenger RNA from Torulaspora delbrueckii, 1701 nucleotides. RefSeq lists its product as uncharacterized. The coding region runs from base 1 to 1701 and encodes 566 amino acids. Gene Ontology annotation, cellular component: nucleus. NCBI's taxonomy places the organism in Eukaryota, Fungi, Ascomycota, Saccharomycetes, Saccharomycetales, Saccharomycetaceae. Gene Ontology annotation, molecular function: protein binding; cis-regulatory region sequence-specific DNA binding. The record is from RefSeq and is a predicted model, not a curated record. The transcript has a single exon.